Symsagittifera roscoffensis is the source of this 2392-nucleotide messenger RNA. Its product is annotated as MFS-type transporter SLC18B1-like. The transcript has 8 exons. Lineage: Eukaryota; Metazoa; Xenacoelomorpha; Acoela; Convolutidae. The record is from RefSeq and is a predicted model, not a curated record. Gene Ontology annotation, biological process: transmembrane transport. Gene Ontology annotation, molecular function: transmembrane transporter activity. The coding region runs from base 622 to 2253 and encodes 543 amino acids.
AACAUCAAGGUCACCUCUAAAGACUGAAACUUCAUAAUCUGAUCUCAAUUAAAACAGGGCAAAUCUGUCAACUUUGUAACUCGACCGACAUACAAACUCUUUGCCAUAUAAUGUGAUUCUAACGUCUUUUUCUUCUUUGUUGGAGACGAUAUAAACUGUCUCUGCUUAUCAGUGUGUCGUUGGUGGUUCUUCUCUCUUCAGCAAAUAGCCAAAUCACAGUUGACUCGGAAGACGCUGCAUUAAAUUGUGACUUGAAUCCUUGCAUGUCUUGAUUUCACUCAUCAUCAUAUAUUGAAUCGCGAGAAAACAUUCAAUAAAUCAAAUUCUGUUAUAACUUCGAGGCUCCAUCUGUAUGUGAUAUAUACAUGCUUUUCUUGCGUUAUUUGUGACAAAAACGUUGAAACCUUAAACUCCCUACUUUGGCUAGUAAAAAAUAAGCUUAAUCCAUCACCUGUUCAAUUCAUUUAUUUCGAAGAUCAAUUAAUUGGGCCCUUUCUGCGGGAAAAGAAUCCGUCGGCUGUUUUUCUGAGAAAAAAAAACAAUCCCUCGGAGAAAAGGCGUUUUGUCGAAAAGAGUUCUGAAAGCUUGAAAGGAAAGAUCGAAAACCACUUCCACAUUUCUAUGGAGACCAAUUACCAGGCUAUUUCGCACAGUUCCCCUGAAGAAGAUAAAAAGAAAAUAGGAACACGGAGCGCUUCAGGAAAGAUUACAAAGACAUCUCGGAACGAUGUCAACAAGUCAUCCCAGAUUUCGCAGAAGAUCAACACGCGGAGCCAUCACAAGUUGGAAUUGAGAGACACUUCUGCGUCUCGCGGGGGAGGGGGUAGUGACCUGCUGAAGACAAACAGUGCGGCAAACAAGUUCUUCAAUAGCCACACUUCUCUAAACAUCAUAGGUAGUAUGGUCACUAUAGACCAGGCGACCAGUGUGUCGACUAGCCGACUGACCGCCAGACAGAAGCUCUACCUCAUCACCAUCGUCAUCGCCAAGUUCGUCCACCAACUCUGUACGUUCUGGGGUGCAAUAGUCUACCCCCUGGAGGCGUCCAGAAGGGGCUUCGCCAAAAUGCACAUCGGAAUGACACUCAUCUUUGUCAGCAUUGCCAGCUGGUGCACAUCCAUAGUCCUCUCUACUUCUUUCCUCAAGUUCGGAGGGAGGAGGGCCGCCUUCAAUCUGUUCAUCACUGGAAGUCUCAGCUACGGACUGCUGACCACCGCCAUCUCUCUCUCCUCCCUCACCUCGGACAAGUUUCUGUUCGGACUCUCCUUCACCACCUUCUACUCCAUCAGGGGCAUGAGUCAGGCUCUUCUUUUUUCGUCCGUGAACACCAUUCUGCUAUCAGAGGAGUUCAGCGGACAUGUCUCCUUCGCCAAGGCACUGGACACUCUGGCAUACACUAUGGGCUCCAUCUUCUCCUUCAUCCUGUCCGGAUACUUGUACGGCCAGUUCGGGUUCAGAUAUGUCGUCAUCAUUCUGGGCUCUAUUCAAUCUGUCAUAUCUCUCUCUUACAUCUACCUGUUGCCCAAGAAAACACAAAGCACAGAAAGUACAGUGGACAAGGUCACCGCCAGCACCAGCUUCAAGGUGAUCGCCAGAGUUGUGCGCAACCCCGAGAUCCUCUGCACCCUGAUGAGUCACUGUCUCGUCUACUUCACCCUCUUCUACCUCUCCCCCAUCUUCACCCCCUACGUCACCUCCGAAUUCGGACUCUCAGCCGUCUUCACAGGCAUGAUAGCCUGUCUGCCUUAUUUGGCAAUGUCGCUCUUCGGCACCUCGUGGAGUUUCGUUGCCACUAACCGGUUCCGCAGAAAGUUUUGCCUCACUAUCCCACUUAUAUUGUUUGGGUGUAUAUCGUGGCUGUCUGGCCCGGACCCCCUCCUGACUCAAAACUCCAGUCUGAUAUCUCUCUCUAUCACUCUUUUUAUCGGUGGAGGGUUUCUUGUCUCCAAUCUUGUGUUGAACACACCGGAGCUUCGCGAUCAGGCCGAGGAUCACGGCUACAACACCGAGGACAUUUGCAUCUCGGCAACCCUCGCUUCUCUGCUGACGUCAUUCGAAUUUCUCGGAGAGAUUGUCGGUCCGCCGAGUGGAGGUUGUCUGGCCGAUUUGUUCUCGGAGCGACGAGCAUUUUCAAUAGGAGGCUCGUUAGUCGGACUAAUCGGAGUAAUUAGAGCAGUAAUUUAUCUUGUGAACUAUUUUAAACGCAAACAGAGUGUUGAAAACUUGGUCCGAACUAAAUCUAGUUACAUUUGAGUUUGCGUUUCGGUAUAACACUACAGAAAAAAAAAAUACUUUUGUUAAACAUUGAAGAUGUAUUUGAAUUUUGUUCAUUAAUAAUAAUACUUCGAUAAAUUUACAUGCUCGAAAGCUCCGAAAUAUGAGACUCAAAAAC